AUGCCUGUACAUAUAGCAUCUUCCGUUGUAGCGCCACUUCCCACCUUCAUGUCGGUGUACGACAGCGACGAUCUUCCCAUGGAUAGAGAAUAUGCAGAGAUAUCGCAACCAAAAGAGCCAGAAGCAGCUAUUGGACAAUUGAACAUUAAUUCACCCAACACACUGUCGAAUCACCCUUUACCCUAUCCGAUCUAUCACCGAGACAGCGUUGCGUCUAUAGCAACCAACUCCUCGACAUCCUCGCCAGCCACGAAUCAGUCGUCUCCUCUGUUUACCGAUCCAUCGCCAUCAUCCUCCCCCGAGUCCGCUUCCUCCUCCAAUCCCCCACUAUCACCUUUCGCCAAUAUCAUGCAGACUUCUAACCACGACCGGCAAUCGACGGGAGAUUCAAGGGACCAAGGUACGCAAGUGCUGCAGAUGCCGCCUUCUACUUUUGCACGUCCAGCCUCGCCAACUCGGAAUGUCAAAAACUUGUCGCUCAAUAUGAACACUGCGGUUAACAUUACGCGACCGGCCACCUCGCAUGGCGCCGAGUCUCGAAUGAACGCGUUAUCGGUGCCAGUAUCGCCCUUGAAAGAGCCACUGAGAAGCGCGCGAAAGAAGCCAACGAAUCUGACGAUCCGAACACCCGGCUUCAAUCAAAUGAGCUUUCCCAGAGGUGCGGCUGGAGAUGUGCCGCCCACACCCAGCUCAAGACCGACGCUGCCGACGCUACAGUCUUCACCAUCAUUACCGUCUCUUCAAACGCCGACCACAUCCGGUUCAAGUGGCCUCCACCUAUCAUUGCCGUCAUUUAGCUCGGGGCAUUCUAGACCCGGCUCAGAUUCCAGUUUCUCCAGCCAUCAGUCAGCCAGUCUAUUACCGGGAUUACGAGAGGAAGACGAACCUCGCAGAUCCUUUGAAGCGCCAGAGCGCGGCUAUCCAGAGGGCCCGAUCAAGAUCUAUGACUGUGGAGUCUGGCUCUAUCUCGAACCAAAAGCGGAAGAGGCAAAGGACUUUGAUACUGUGAUCAACGUUGCCAAGGAAAUCAAGAAUCCUUUCGAGAACAACCCAGCCGAAAAAGACACCGUCAUGUCGGUCUGGAGGAGCAACCGUAACUCGAUGAUCGAGCCCCAGACAGCCAUGUCUGAGUUCUCUUUCAAAUCGGCUUGGGAGUUUCAGCCCGCUGAUGCCACGCCCACGACGCCUCGACCUGCGUCGGCCGUCAAAAAUGAUCCCGAGUAUCUCCACGUGCCUUGGGACCACAACUCUGAGAUUCUAGAGGAUCUCUGGCCGCUAUGUCGCGUCAUUGAUGAGAGAGUCAAGGCUGAUAAGAAAGUGCUCAUUCACUGCCAGUUGGGCGUAAGCCGAUCUGCCUCCCUUGUCAUUGCCUAUGGCCUCUUCAAGGGCUACCAGCGCGACUUCCAUUCAAUGUAUCAACAAGUUAAGAGCAAAAGUCGAUGGGUUGGUCCCAACAUGAGCUUGAUAUAUCAACUCAGCGACUUUCGAGCCAAUAUCGAGAAGGGCUUCUAUACAGAUAGUGAGCGCAAAGCUCCGUCUCAGUGGUUCAAGUACUCGCCUCCAGACUCACUGUCCUUCAAGAACCCCAGACUCUCAUAUUUGCAUCAUGAGAGUGAUGCGUCAGCGUCGCCAGAAACAGAUCCGUCCACGACGCCAAUUGCGAAGCCACUCAGGUCGCUGAAGCUCGACAAGGAACUGCCUCCCGUACCUCUGUUUCCCAAAGAAGAGAAGAAGCCAAUUGAGCUUGCUCAGCGGCAUGCCUCAGCUGGACCACCCAAGAGCAAUGCUGCGCCUCCUACGCCGCCACGGAACGAGCCUGCGGCCAAGAAGCAGAGUGUUGAGCCUCGACCAUUGCCUUUCCGAAAGCUUGCGGAAUAUUCCAAUCCAGCAGCAAUACCGCCACAUCGCCCGAAGGUGGGAGUCAUUCCCGCAUCGCCGGCUCGCUUGCAUGUCUCGAGGCCUUCGAUGGAUCUGGCGUACCAAGAUGUACCGGAAACGCCAUCGUUGUUCUCGCCACGAGCAACGGAGUUCCUAGCAUCGCCUUUCUCACUUCGAGCAGGAGAGUUGGCUAUUGGCAGUGGCCCGAAGUCCGCGCGUUCCAUGAAAUCGAUACCGCCACCUACCCCAAGCCCAGGGUUUGAGACUCCUGCUGAGAUCGCGACGCAGGUUCCAGUGGCUAUUGAUCCUCGCAGCCCGCAUCAGCUCGGCGAGCCACGAGAGAUCUUGCGCCAUAUUGACGAUUUUCUUUAA
Messenger RNA from Cyphellophora europaea CBS 101466, 2250 nucleotides. RefSeq lists its product as uncharacterized. The record is from RefSeq and is a predicted model, not a curated record. Bases 1 to 2250 code for a protein of 749 amino acids. NCBI's taxonomy places the organism in Eukaryota, Fungi, Ascomycota, Eurotiomycetes, Chaetothyriales, Cyphellophoraceae. Gene Ontology annotation, cellular component: cytosol; cytoplasm; nucleus. Gene Ontology annotation, biological process: protein dephosphorylation; negative regulation of MAPK cascade. The transcript is spliced from 2 exons. Gene Ontology annotation, molecular function: MAP kinase tyrosine/serine/threonine phosphatase activity; protein tyrosine/threonine phosphatase activity.